Molecule: messenger RNA, 909 nt
Organism: Nicotiana tabacum (common tobacco)
Lineage: Eukaryota; Viridiplantae; Streptophyta; Magnoliopsida; Solanales; Solanaceae
Source: RefSeq, a predicted model, not a curated record
AUGAUCGUCGGUGGAGGCGAUGACUCAGCAAUCAACCAUGUAAAGUUCACCACCACACACAAGUUGAAGCGCACGAUCACUCACAAAUGGUUUGAUGACUUCGAAGACAGUAUCGCCUUCGAUAAGUUUUAUACUGACGGUUUGUCUUUACCUCAUUACGAUGCUUUAGUUAUAACUUUACGUAUCGCUGAUACUGUUGUAAAGAGAAUCAUGGUAGACGACGGGAGCGGCGCUUGUAUUAUCCAUCCAAGAGUCCUCAUGCAAAUGAGGCCCAAAGAUAAGAUAAUACCGCGUUGCAUAACACUAACAGGUUUUAACAAUGCAGUAGAGCGGACCUCCAGAGAGAUAUCAUUGCCAGUCUUAGCAGGGGGAGUCACGUUGGAAACCAUAUUCCACGUCAUGAAUCAGGAAACGGCUUAUAACGCCAUUAUAGGGCGUCCUUGGAUAUACGCCAUGCGAGCCGUUCCCUCGAGCUUCUACCAGGUAAUCAAAUUUCCCACCCCAUGGGGAAUAUUCAGCAUUCGAGGCGAGCCACGUACCACUCAGGAAUGUUACCGGAUCGCCCAAGACUGUACAAAUACCAAACAACUGAAGGGAGCAAAUAAGAAGGAAAUUCAACGUUCAAUCAACGAGGCAGUCAGUGAAGAAGUGGACAAGUUACUAGCCAACGGUUCCAUUAGAGAAUCGAAAUACUCGCAAUGGGUCGCUAAUGUCGUCGUGGUUAAAAAGAAAAAUGGGAAAUGGAGAAUGUGCGUAGAUUUCACCGACCUGAACAAGGCAUGCCCAAAAGACUCGUUCCCAUUGCCCUAUAUCGACCAGCUGAUCGACGCAACCGCAAGGCACGAACUACUAAGUUUCUUGGAUGCCUACUCCGGCUACAGCCAGAUUAUGACGGCCGAAGAGGAUUAA